AUGAUCACCUACCUAGCACUUAUAUAUCUUCACCACCCUCGUUCGAGUAUGCGCUUUGCUUCUUUCCACGCUCGCACGUGGUGCACCCGGCUCCGAAUUUGCAACAACAACCCGCCGCCUACAGAGCUGGACCUGCAUUCGCAAAAGUUCCUGCGUGCGGCGGAUAUGUUAUCCAACCUCGUCACUCUGCCGAGUACAAUCAAGUCCAGGACUCCUUUCUUUACAUGUGCCCUCGCAAUGUGUGUUAUUGUACACACGGCAGCGUGCCUGAUCAUGUCGACCCCUGACAAGGUCGAGUCGCUCAAGGCACGAAUACAAUUGAGCAUCGGGGGUCUGAAUAUGCUGGGCAAGUCCUGGCCGCUGGCAAAGAUGGUGAGACAGCAGAUGGUGAAUAUGUAUCAAGAGGUCGGACUGCGCUGA
Aspergillus oryzae RIB40 is the source of this 420-nucleotide messenger RNA. RefSeq names its product fungal specific transcription factor domain-containing protein. Lineage: Eukaryota; Fungi; Ascomycota; Eurotiomycetes; Eurotiales; Aspergillaceae. The record is from RefSeq and is a predicted model, not a curated record. Bases 1 to 420 code for a protein of 139 amino acids. The transcript is spliced from 2 exons.